Molecule: messenger RNA, 201 nt
Organism: Prunus armeniaca (apricot)
Lineage: Eukaryota; Viridiplantae; Streptophyta; Magnoliopsida; Rosales; Rosaceae
Source: the annotation of a GenBank genome assembly
AUGUUCACCCGUUUUGCGUUUACUCCUGUGGUGGAAGGGCAAAGUUCCUCACUGCCUUGUGAACCAUUGACUGGUCAACAAGUCAGCUUUCUUUGGUGUGCGAGCGUGCCACUGCUAGCAAUGAAGAUUCUAGCAGACUUAUCUACAAGGGCAGAAGUGGCUGUUCUCGAGGACUUCAGUGGGCUAGAGACUGCACUGUGA